AUGGCAGCCACAGCAGUAGAUAAAGAGGGCCUCUUCAUCCCCCUCAUCGACUUCUCCGCCUUUCUAAACGGCGACACGGCCAAGCGCACCGAGACGGCCAAGCAGAUCCUCGACGGCUUCCAGAACGCCGGCUUCAUCUACCUCAAGAACGUACCCAUCAGCCCCGAGCUCCGCGCCGCCACCUUCGCCAAGUCGGCCGACUUCUUCGCCCAGGACGACGAGGCCAAGACCGCCGUCGGCUGGACCACCCCGGAGGCCAACCGCGGCUACUCGGCCCCGGGCCGCGAGAAGGUCUCCCAGUUCAUGGACGCCGCCUCGGUCGAGAAGGAGCGCUCCGGCAACCCGGACCUGAAGGAGAGCUUCGAGAUCGGCCGCGACGGCGAGCCCGACCACCCGAACCGGUGGCCCGUCGAGAAGCCCGGCACCGCCGUCGACGGCUUCAGGGCCCAGAUGCUCGAGUUCUUCGACCAGUGCAAGGGCCUGCACACCGAGGUCAUGCGCGCCAUCGCCGUCGGCAUGGGCAUCGACGAGCGCUACUUUGACGGCUUCACCGACGUCGGCGACAACACCCUGCGCCUGCUGCACUACCCCUCCGUCGACCCCAAGGUGUUCAAGGUCAACCCGGGCCAGGUGCGCGCCGGCGCGCACAGCGACUACGGGUCCAUCACGCUGCUCUUCCAGGACGACCGCGGCGGCCUGCAGGUGAAGAGCCCCAACGGGCAGUUCGUGGACGCGACGCCGAUUCCCGGGACGGUGGUCGUGAAUGCGGGCGACCUGCUGAUGAGGUGGAGCAACGACACCAUCAAGAGCACCAUCCACCGCGUCGUCGAGCCCCCGAGGAAGCCGGAGGAUGGGUCGGAGUACCCGGCGCGGUACAGCAUUGCAUACUUCUGCAACCCCAACUUCAAGAGCCACAUCGAGGCCAUCCCUGGUACUUACGCGACGGAGGCGGAGAAGAAGUACGAGGGCAUCAACAGUGGGAAGUACCUCGUACAGAGGCUGACGGCCACAUACUGA
This is a messenger RNA of Colletotrichum karsti, 1017 nucleotides long. Its product is annotated as thymine dioxygenase. Lineage: Eukaryota; Fungi; Ascomycota; Sordariomycetes; Glomerellales; Glomerellaceae. The coding region runs from base 1 to 1017 and encodes 338 amino acids. The record is from RefSeq and is a predicted model, not a curated record. The transcript is spliced from 3 exons.